AUGAUUUGUAUGGGAUGGUUAUCGUGUGAGAUCAGUGAUGAAGAAGAGGUAAGAAAAAUAAUUAUUUCCUGGGUUUUUGAGAAGUGCAAAAUCUCAAGUUUUGUUUUGGCUACAAUUAUAGAAAGGUCAGACAGAAAUUAUUUUUUUUGCAAACUUAUUUUUUUUGUGGUUGGAAAACAUGGAAUUUUUCUGAAAUUUGAAAAAAUUCACAGAUUUUUGAAACAUUUUUGAAUUUGUUUGUUUUUGAUCAGCUGAUUAUGACCCUUUGUUAUUCCCAAAAUUUCCAGAAAGCAUAAAUUUUCGGCGCAAAAAGCUUAGUUUUCCUAACUUCAAAUUUCGUGCAACGCAUUUGCUUGAAAACAGUUUCCUUUCCACCAACAUUUCGCUUCCGGGAGAAAAGAGAGAUACGGCCGAGAGGAUAGCAUUUUUGACUGGCGUCCAUGAGACCAGGGUUCGAAUCCUGUUGUCGGCGAAAUUUUUUUUAUUUUUGGCCACCGUUUCUCCAGGUGUGAUUUGCGUAUAUAGAAAUGAAAUACUGAGGGAAUCUAAAAUUUCAAAUCCCUCUUGAGUACUACUUUCCCUGGAUGAAAAAUAAGCCCUAUCGAUAUAAUAUAACCGGAAAAAUUGUAUGCACUUUUGCUCCAAUCUGAUAUCAUUUUGUUUUUUUUAAUUUCAUUUCAAUUCUCGAAUUUCUAGAAAAACGCCGGUUCCCUUUAAAUCUUGAAAAAUUUUUCCUCAAUUUCAAAACUCCCCCAGACCUCCGAAGUCAUAAAAAAAAUUUACAUCAUCUAUUUUCGAUUCAAAGUUCCACAGUUCAUUUUCUGCUUCUUUGUGAUAGUAUAAAACUAUCAAGUUGUAAACAUUUGAUUCCAGAACUGAUAAUUUUUCUUGUAUUGAUAACCCCAUUUCAUCAGCUCGGGAAACCCCCGCAAAAACUUGGAAAAGCCUCAAUUUUUCGUUGAUAUCAGAAAUUGCAAGAGGAAAAAUAUGAAAAUCACUCCACUUGAUGAAAAAAAAAUAACAGUAUUGGAUUAUCGGAUGAACACUCCCUCUUGGAUUUUGAAAAGAUUAUAAAAUGAUUUGAAAAUGAAAUGAGGAAAAAAAUUUUGUUUUUGAAAGCCUGGUUUACUUCUUCACUUUCAUUUUCUUUUUUUUCUAGGUUCCCUUUCAAAUUCUGAAAAUCAAAAUUUCAGCCAAAAAGUAAAUGAGUACUUUCUCCCUAAUCAAAAAAGUUCAACACGUGUUUACGCACUUUCAAAUGAUAAAAAUGAUUGUUUUUGUCAUUUGAGACAAAAACUUUUUCUUUUUUUUGGGGUCUUUAAACAAAAACAAGAAAAAAAAGAAUACUUCCGAAGGAAGUUUCAUUUUUUUUCUAUUUUUUUCACGAUCAAAAAUGCUUCCCAAUUGGGCACCUUUAUUCUGGAAAGUGAGUUAGUUAGGGGAGAUUUUAAGGAAACUUCUGAGGGCCAGAAACAUCGGACCAAUUUUUAAAAAUCGAAAAAAAAUUUGGCAAAAUUUGAAAAUAAAAAGUUUUAAAAUUCAGAAAAUCAUUCUGAAUUUUUGUUAGAAGUAGGAGAUGGGCUAACGCAAAUCUACAUCUAAAAAUCUUCUAAAAAUUCUAGAACAUGAGUUGAUUACCCUGCUCUUAGAAAUUGUGCCCUGAAGUCCGAACCGGCCCUAUUUUAAGGCCCCAAACUCCCCUAGCCCUAGAAACUUCCGAGAAAUAAAUCAAACGCAACUUUCAUUCAUUAUUUCCUUUCCUUUUUUUUGCAAAACCCAACCAUCUGAUAAAAAUUUCGACGAAAAAAAAACCCAUAUUUAUCUAAACUCCUCCCACCUCCCCUAUCAUCAUCAUCAAUAUAUAUUUUUUCAACCAAUUCAAAUCAAAAACACACACACACACACACUAACCAGUGAUAAUAAAUAAAUAAAUUCUUUUUUUUUUCUUUUCAAAAAUUUCAAGUUUUGUCUGCUUCACUUCUCUUACCAUUCAUUUAUUGUUUCAAAAUAGUUUUAUUUUGGCGGUCACAAUGGUAUCCCAUUUUUUUCGAAAUAUUUUCGAUUUCCAUUCAAAAUUCCUUUUCAGUCAAUUUUCUCAAUGGAUAGCUUAAAUGUGCCAACGAGUCCCGAAACUCAUUUGGUGGCUCACGGAGCACAAACAGAACUCUGGGAGGUGAUUCUCGUCGCGUCUUGUCCAAUUGUUUUCAUCGUUUUUCUUUGCCUAUGUGUUGUAUGUUUGGUUUUUCGAAGUUAUGAGAGACGUGAGUUUUUUUCUGGUUUUUUUUUAAUUUGCAUAAACUAUAUGUCGAUCGAAAAUUGAUCUCACUUUUCUAUGCUAUAAUAUAAUAUUGUCCGUUUGAAAAUGAGAUUCACCCCGCGAAAAAAUAAAUUUGAAUUUGAGAAAAUCUCUAAUUUCCCCCUACCCCCGCGAUGCGUGUGCGUUGCGGUCGCUUUCCCAUACAAAACCACCGUUGGCUGUUUGCCAGCGCACUCUCUCGCUGUCUGCGUUUCCUGCAGAAAAUUCAAAUUUAUUUUUUCGCGGGGUGAAUCUCAUUUCCAAACGGACAAUACGUUUCAAAACCUGUGCACAACAAAUUUCAUUGAUCAACUAUUUUCCAGCGUUGGCUCAAAAUGUUCAACGUAUCCGUCAUCACUCGCAAAUCGCUUCAAUUUUGCGCCAAUUACCACCACCGCCAAAAUAUGAUAUUGGUGAGUGGAGUGGUUUCCCCCUCACGACCAUACAAGGCUCCCGUUGAGUCAGACGCGAGAUGACGAGAGUAUUUUGCAAAAAUAUCUCGAAAAUGAAUUUCGCUUCGAGAUAUUUUCAAUAAAACAUGUGUUCCUUGAAACAAAAUACGGUAUUUUUUCAAAGGGACACAUAUUUUCUCAACAAUAUCUCGAAGCGAUGUCUAUCUCUGUCUUAGAUGACGUCAUCAGACUCCCGUCGUCUCUCGUCUGACCCGAGGGGCAAUUUUCUAUUGGAGUAAAUGGUCGUAGCCCUAAAAAUGGGUUCGGGGAAGCCCUUUUCAAAGAAACUGAAUAUACUGAUAAGAAAUGAACUUUAUUUUUUCUAGCCGUCACUUCAGUCGAUGCUCCACCUCCAGUUUACACUGAUAUCGGAAAGGAUAUCAAUACACCUUUGCGAACCACACCGAAUGGUGCGAGACCUAUGAUGCACGGCCGCCAAUUUCAGAAUAUGCACCAUUUGACAACACCCACUGUUCAACCAUUGAACAUUCAAUAUUUGUAUCCACCAAAAUACGAGGAGACACCCAGUAAAGUUGAACAUGUUGUUGUUGAGAUUGAUGGUCGAGCUACAUCUUCUUCUUAA
Molecule: messenger RNA, 3331 nt
Organism: Caenorhabditis angaria
Lineage: Eukaryota; Metazoa; Nematoda; Chromadorea; Rhabditida; Rhabditidae
Source: the annotation of a GenBank genome assembly